Molecule: messenger RNA, 3693 nt
Organism: Thamnophis sirtalis
Lineage: Eukaryota; Metazoa; Chordata; Lepidosauria; Squamata; Natricidae
Source: RefSeq, a predicted model, not a curated record
GGGGAUUCCAAGUUAUGUCUUUUGAGCAGCCCAACAACUGUCUAACAGCUGAGACCCUUUGUCUAGCUGAGCCUUCCUGCAGUGCCACCUAUCAGAUCCUGCGAAACUGUUCCCAGCAUCUUUCUAAGAACAGUUACAUCUUUCUGAACCAUGAUGAAGCCAAGACCAGAUGCAUAGAGGCACAAAUAAAAAUGAAGAGUAGUCAUUUCCAGCAUUGCAAAUGUCAUCAUAAGAAGGAAGAGCGUUGCUUGCAAAUCUACCGGGCUGUUUAUUCAACUUUAACACAAGAUGACUUUCAUUUGGAGGUGCUUCCCCAUAGGGAUGUAGCAAACAAAGAAGCUGUGAAGACAAAAUACAACAAGCUGGCAACUCGUGUCUCAGGUUCCCAUAGAACCAAAGAUAGCUCAAAUUCCUGCCUGCUUGCGGCUAAUACUUGCCAAUUGAACCACAAAUGCCUGCGUCAGCGCUCACAAUAUGCUCAGGCCUGCACUACAGGAUACCCAUGUGACAAACGCCUAUGCCACCGAAAUCUGAGACACUUCUUUGAUAAGAUUGGUAUGGAUUUCACCAAGAAGCUCCUGUUUUGUCCUUGCCAAGAUGAAGAUUGUGGGGAACGACGCUGGCAAACCAUUGUCCCACAAUGUUCUUUCGUGAGCAGCAGGAAGCCCAAUUGCCUCGACUUGCGGGAUGCCUGCUUAAAGGAUAAUGUCUGCAGAUCUCGGCUGGCUGAUUUCCAAGAAAAAUGCAAAUCGUUACAGACAUUCACAGAUGGCUGCUCUCCACUGAAUUAUGCAGCAUGCCUGCAGGCUUACAUGAAGAUGAUUGGUACAUCUUUGACCCCCAAUUAUGCGAGCAACUCCAGUACUGAGAUCACACUUUGGUGUUCCUGUUCAAACAGUGGCAAUCAUAAAGAGGAGUGUGAUCGAAUCCUUAACUUAUUUUCCAGCAACAAGUGUCUCAAUAAUGCAAUCCAAACUGAGAUGAAUCUUGGCCAAAAGAAUAAGGAGGUGCAGGACCAGCCGCCGCAAUUCACUCCUUCUGUAGACAUUCAAGGAGAUGGCACUAGCACAAUGUUCACUGAAAAACUGUACCAGGAACCUGAGGUGAAGGAGGAGAAGAAAGAUUCAGAAAUUCUUACCCUCAACCAAAAAUCAGCCCCAAAUUCUGAAUAUCCCAGAGCUCAGUUUUCCUCACUCAUCUUGAUCUUAACCUUAGUCUUCUUAUUUCUUGGCCCACCUUAACCUAAUAUGAAUUUUAUUGCUACUAUUGUAUAUUUCCUUGAGAAGGGGAAACUGACUUGUUUCAUGCAGAGAGGAAGCAUUGGUCCCUGCAUAUUUGUUUAACCUUCUAUCAGCACAGUGGCCCUUUGACUCAUUUUUGUAUACAGCUGCAGUAGAAGUCAGUGGGAGAUGACGUGGAAUUCAGAUUACCUCCCUGCCCUGAGAAAAAAGCAAGCAGGUAGGAGAUUCUAGGGAACUACUUUUUAAAAUCUAAAUCAGGGUAAAAAUUUCAUAUUCUAAAAUAUCCUCUUUAAGAAGACAAAGAAAAACUGGUUCAUCCUGGUCUGUUAAAUGAUGUACAAUUUCUGCCAAAGGAAAACCCCCAACAUCUGGAUUAUUAUCAGGACUGUUGUAGAAUAGUCUUUUUUAAUCAGCCAAGGCAAAAAUGUUGUGUUAAGGGCAUGAUACUGAACGGUAGCCUCUGUACAUGGUUUCUUGUUUGCCCAACUAAUCUUAAUGUGUUAAUUAUACAAGGGAAAUUUAAAUCACCUGAGCCAAGAUGAAUUUAUGUAUUUUUUUCAAUAAAAAGCAUCUUCUUUAGCAAUAGCUACAAAGUCCAGCUUUUCACAAGACUCCGCAUGCAAGCUAAGAUUUUAUGCACAACAGAUUCCUAGAUGCAUCAAAUGUUGUUUGCCAUACGUUAGCAUCCCCUUACAUACCUUUCUGUACAUUGUGUAGAAUUAAAAGUUAUCCAUGACCUGACAAUUGUGGGUGUAGAAACUGUGAUAUUAUAUGUUGUUCUUUUAAACUGCAAUGGUAUGUUGUUAAUGCUGUUUAUACAUUACUUAUUUACAUUUCUUAUAUGGACACUGCCAUGAGAAACCUUCAAGUUUUGAAAGAACUAUCAAGUACGGUAAAUCCAGUAGUUCUUCGCUGCAUCUCUUUCCUUCUUAUUCUAAAGAACUGGAAUAAUGUGGCUGUGAAGUUGCCUGUCAUAUGUGCAAGGAUUAAGACUGUGCUGCAUUCCAUAAUGGUGGUUAUUCUAAAACAAAGUUGUAAUGCAACAUAUAAUUGUAAUAAUUUUCUACAUCUUAGCAUGUUGUGCACUUUUUUAUUGUGGCAUAGGUUUUGUCUUCUGAACUGUGAAGGAUGUGGAGCUUCAUCUUUAUUUACUGUAUGCUUAGUAACAAAAAAGGAAGCCUUAUUUGCAUGGGUUCCUACACCAUUCUGCAGUAACUAUGGCACCUAUUAUGGAAAUUAUAAAAGGAUUUGUCCCCACUUUUUAAAUUUGCAAUUAUAUUUGUAAAAAAAUUGGAAGUAUGGCUUAUUUUUUAAAAAAGGCAAGAAAUGAUGUGUUAUCAGAAGGAAUAUAACAAUAUAAAAUCUUAACAAUUUUUUAAAACAAUUCUGACUGUAAAAUAAAAUAUUAGAACAUAUUAUAGACUGGGAUUAAGCAUUUGGACUUUUAUACAAAUUCUGAAGAUGGGGAGUUACAGAAGUCAUUUAGAUAAAGUUAAUAAUUUUGCAACACUAGGAAUAGUCUACAGUUUCCAUUAAGAAAAUAUGACAACAAUGCAAAGUAUUGGAAAACCCUAAAAUUAAACUUCGUAAUAAGUAAAAAGGUAAAGAUGAUUUUUUAAAAAUCAUAGUAUUGUUUUCCAUGAUUGACUUUCUGCAGUUAUUACAUUCAUAAUAGAUUUACAAGAGCUAGAGGUACAACAGCACAAUUACAAAACUGAACAUACUAUCAUGAAUUAAGAAGUAAACUAUAGGUUUUCCAGGGUGUGGUCCUGGUAUAGCACCCAUAAACAUCAACAAAACUUUGAUGAACUUUCUUUUGUUCACUUGGGUUGCACUUCUGUUUCCUGAGGUCCAUGCACACCUAGGGAAAUAAGAAGGCUCAUUUAGGCUUCUCUCUCCUUCCCCUAGAUAAGAGGAGAAUGUCCCAAUCAUUCCACAGGCCUCAUAUACUUCCUAUGUAUAUGGUAAGUGGGAGAACAAGAUGUUGAAAGGUGUGAUAUUACAACGACCAAGGUCAAUGUGGCAGCCUUUUAGGUUACAUGGAUUUCAACUUCCAGAAAUUCUAGUGACUGGAGAAUUCUGGGAAUUGAAGUCCAUAGAUCUUAAAGUUGCCAUGGUUCAGGAACAUUGGCCUGGCUGGGACAUACCAGUGAGCAUUUUCAUCUAAAGUAUUGUUCCUCCUCUAUUUACUUGCAUUGUUCUAAUACUUAUUUCAUACUUCUUAUAUGGUUAUAUUGAUUUUAUUUCAUAUAAUAUUGAAUAUAUCUACAACUCCCAUGCCUCUCCUGAAAGGAGAAAUUGCAGAACACUAGACAUUCCUAAAAUGUUAUCAAAUAUCUAUAGUACAUUGUCUAGGUCUCUUGGCAAACAUAAAAGAAGUGAGAGUAUUCUGAAUUACUGUAAUAAAAAUUCCAAUAUCUUGUACAUGUGAUUCAGCUUAUAAUGUCAAAAA